UCAGGUGUCGCGCUUCUAUCACGCUACCGGCGACGCCCGCCCGGCUGUUUUCUUUUUUUUCCCCACGUUCACGUCGAACCGGGCAUCGAAACCCUUUUAUUUAUUUAUCUUUUUUUCACUCGUGGAUGAAAUGUAUAGGAGUGGAUGACGUCGCGCGUGCACUCAUGCGUGUUUGUGUGUGUGUGUGUGUGUGUGUGUGGGCGUGGAGGAAAAUGUCAACGUGCAGCGCGAGAGGAGGGGAAGAAGCCCGGAGCUGAGUCCAGUCUGUAGCUAGAGGAUAAUAUUAACAGUGGAAAUACAACUUCGGCUGUUGUGUUAACUGGGGAGGGAUGAAGUUGUAACAUAGUCGCUGUUUGCAGUCAGCUUAGCUCUGCAUCUUUUGAGCGCUUGAGGUGAGUUUCAAACGUCUCUCCACACACCGAAGCCCAGCCUCCCUUCCUGGAUGUGAAGCGAUUUAGGCAGCGACGUUUCAACAUCAGACCACUUGUGACCAUCGGACCUCCAUUUCAGAAACUCUCAGCAUCCUCCAGCAACGAUGUAGGCUUGACAGCCACAUGAUGAUGAUGAUGCUGCUGCAGGGUCUCGCAGGGAGGAGGAGCAGCGACUGACUCUCUCCUCCGUUUUCGUCCACACCUGGCACUCUAUGUCCGUCCUGAUUGGGCGGCCGGAGUGCUAUGUCAUCAACCACACCCACUGCGGCCCCACCCCUUAAGAAGGGAAGGAAGCCGGAGAAGUCGGAGGUGAUGGCUGACUCGGUGCAGGCCACCAACGAGGAGCUGAGGAGCAAACUCAUGGACACCCAGAUUGAACUGCAGCAGGAGCGGGGCAAGCUAUGUAAGCUCCGUGAGCGGCUCCAGGAGCAGCGGCAGGCUCGGGAGCUUGAGCAACACAAACAUGCCGUGGCGCUCACUGACCUGCGCGCCAAACUCCACGAGGAGAAGCUACGCGAGAUAGCGGCCGCCCGUGAGGCCCUGGCGCGGCAGCAUGAGGUCGAACUGGCCCGGGCCAUCAAGAUCCGGGAUGUGGAGGUGCAGAGGCUCCAAGGGCUUGUAAACGCACUGAGAGACGGAGCUGCUGAUAAGCUCAAAAAUGCUCUGCUCGGUGAAGCUCGGGAGGAGGCCAGGAGAGCUUUUGAUGGGGAGAGGUUAAAGCUACAGCAGGAGAUCCAGGAACAGAAGACAGCCAGGAAGCAGGCUGAGGAGGCGCUGGCAAAUGCUCUGCAGGCUGAUAAAGCAAAAGCAGCAGAUCUGCGCACAGCCUACCAACAGCACCAAGAUGAGGUGCAUCGUAUCAAACGGGACUGUGAGAAAGACAUCCGCCGACUGAUGGAUGAGUUGAAGGCGAAGGACCGGGUGGUGUGCGCUCUGGAGAGAGAGCUGGGGGUACAGGCCGGCUACGCCCAGAAGCUUCAGCUCCAGAAGGAAGCCCUGGAUGAGCAGCUGGGCCAGGUACGAGAGGCUGAGAGGCACAACCAUGGCAGCCCCAAGAGAGAGGUGGUGCCAGGGUUAGGAGACAACACAGACCUGCUCAACAACCAGGAGGCGGAGGAGCGCGACACCAGGAGGUUCCAGCUCAAGAUUGCAGAGCUCCACUCGGUCAUCAGGAAACUUGAGGACAGAAAUGCACUGCUGGCCGACGAGAGGAAUGAACUAUUGAAGCGAGUGCGAGAGGCAGAGAGCCAGAUGAAGCCCAUGUUUGAGAAGAAUAAGCGGCUCUCAAAGAAGAAUGACGACCUCUUGCAAACGCUGCAACGCAUGGAGGAGAAACUAAAGAACCUGAGCCGCGAAAAUGCUGAGAUGAAGGAAAAAGCCUCCUCCUCUCGGCCGCCCUCACAGCAACAGUCCAUUCAGACGCAGCUGAAGCGGCCGAGCUCCCUGACAGACCUGAGCCAUGCCCACGAGGAACAGGAGGUGGAGUUCCUCAAGCUGCAGGUUGCUGAGCAACGUGGCAUCAUUGACGAGCUCACGCAGGAACGUGACCGGUUGGUGAUGAGCAAAAAGAACAGGAGGAAACCUCUUAAACUGUCAAAAAGGCAUGUUGUGGAGACAUAUUUUGGAUUUGAUGAGGAGUCCAUAGACUCUGAGACCUCCUCUCUCACCUCCUAUAACACUGACCUCACUGAUCGCACACCUGCCACUCCAGAGGAAGAUUUGGAAGAGAGUGUUUCCCGUGAGGAGUCAGAGCUUCGUUUCCGUCAGCUCACCAGGGAGUACCAGGCUCUUCAGCGGGCCUACGCCCUCCUGCAGGAGCAGACUGGGGGCUCUCUGGAUGCUGAGAGGGAGGCCAGGACACGUGAGCAGCUGCAGUUGGAGCUGAGCAGCUGCCAGGCCAAGAUCGUGGACCUGGAGAAGGCUUUGGCAGAGAGGGGGCAGGAUUCAAAGUGGGUGGAGGAGAAGCAGUACUUGCUCAGGACCAACCAGGAACUUCACGAGAAGAUGUGUGCAUUGCAGCAGGCGGAGUCGCGGCUGCAGGCUGAGGUUCAGGACGCCCGAGACCAGAACGAGCUGCUGGAAUUCAGGGUGCUGGAACUGGAAGAGAGGGAGCGCAGAUCUCCUGCCCUCAAUCUCCACAUGUCUGCGUUCCCUGAGAACAGCAGCAGUGCCCUGCAGAUCUACUGCCACCAAGAGGGAGUCAAGGAUGUAAUCAUUCCUGAGCUGAUGAAGAAACUGGAUAUCCUCGGGGAUAAUGGGAAUCUCAGAAAUGAGGAGCAGGUAGCAGUGAUCCAGGCAGGGACAGUGAUCUCUCUGUGUGAAAAGUGGUUGAAGCAAAUAGACAGCACGGAGGCCGCCCUCACACAGAAGAUGAUCGACCUGGAAAAUGACAAGGAGCUGUUCAGUAAGCAGAAGGGAUUUCUUGAGGAAGAGUUGGACUAUAGGAAGCAGGCCUUGGACCAGGCGUACAUGAGGAUCGAGGAGCUGGAGGCCACGCUGUAUAGCGCUCUGCAGCAGGAGCAGCCGGCAUGCCGAGCGGUGGCCGAGUCGCUGACAGACAGGCAGAGGGAGGAGCUGAGGCUAGCCGUGGACAAGCUGCGGCGUCAGAUUCUCCGGCAGAGCCGGCAGUAUGACAGUCAGAUCUUACAGGAGCGCAUGGAGCUCCUACAGCAGGCCCAGCAGAGAAUUAGAGAGCUGGAGGACAGGAUUGACUUGCAAAAGAGACAAAUAAAGGAAAUAGAGGAAAAGUUUUUGUUCCUCUUUUUGUUUUUCUCUUUAGCAUUUAUUCUUUGGCCUUAAUGAAAGUGACCAUGGACCCACAUCAGGUGUUAAGGUGCUGUGGAGGCAAGAGAGGAUGAAACAAAACCUAAUUGUUUUUUAUGCAUUUGUAGACAGCUCACGAAAAACCCUAUGGCCUUUUUGAUAAAUGUGCACUUUUGCAGAAGACCCUUACCUGGAAUGCAAA
This is a messenger RNA of Lates calcarifer (barramundi perch), 3396 nucleotides long. It is a transcript of the gene jakmip1, whose product is annotated as janus kinase and microtubule interacting protein 1. Gene Ontology annotation, molecular function: GABA receptor binding; microtubule binding; kinase binding. Lineage: Eukaryota; Metazoa; Chordata; Actinopteri; Centropomidae. The transcript has 23 exons. The record is from RefSeq and is a predicted model, not a curated record. The coding region runs from base 675 to 3230 and encodes 851 amino acids.